Protobothrops mucrosquamatus (brown spotted pit viper) is the source of this 791-nucleotide messenger RNA. RefSeq names its product cellular retinoic acid binding protein 1 (gene CRABP1). Gene Ontology annotation, cellular component: nucleus; cytosol. Gene Ontology annotation, molecular function: fatty acid binding. Gene Ontology annotation, biological process: fatty acid transport. Lineage: Eukaryota; Metazoa; Chordata; Lepidosauria; Squamata; Viperidae. The transcript is spliced from 4 exons. Bases 35 to 448 code for a protein of 137 amino acids. The record is from RefSeq and is a predicted model, not a curated record.
GUCCCAUCCCGGACCUGCCUCGCCUCCACCAGCCAUGCCCAACUUCGCCGGCACCUGGAAGAUGAAAAGCAGCGAGAAUUUCGACGAACUCCUGAAAGUCUUGGGAGUGAAUGCUAUGCUGCGGAAAGUGGCCGUGGCCGCCGCCUCGAAGCCCCACGUGGAGAUCCGCCAGGACGGGGACCAGUUCUACAUCAAGACCUCCACCACCGUCCGGACCACCGAGAUCAACUUCAGAGUGGGGGAGAGCUUUGAUGAGGAGACGGUAGACGGAAGGAAAUGCAGGAGUUUGGCCACUUGGGAGAACGAAAACAAGCUUUACUGCAAGCAAACGCUUCUGGACGGCCAGGGCCCCAAAACGUACUGGACAAGAGAGCUGGCUGGAGAGGAGCUGAUUCUGACCUUUGGUGCCGAUGACGUCGUAUGCACGAGGAUUUACACGCGAGAGUGAAAAAAGGCCAACCUCUGUCUGCAGGAAAAGUGGAGGAUCAACAGCAGAUGUUGUGAAAAGUCCUGCAGAGUAAACAUCCUUGCGUGUUGUUUUAACGGGCUGGUUCCGGCAUGAUCGUACAUGUCAGUCUCAAAUCCCAGCUCGCCAGCCCUAUCUCAAGUCUCUCUCCCCCACCCCCGUUUUGCUUAGAUUGCGAAUCCAGGUCCCUGUAGAAUUUGUGUGUGUGCGUGCGUGUUUGUGGGUACAAAAAAAAAAUCCUUUCAUUUUCUCCGCUGCUCACUGGUAUUUAUAUAGCUUCACACUUGUAUGAUCCGAGCAGUGAUUAAAAUCCCUUGGUUCUUGU